Molecule: messenger RNA, 4264 nt
Organism: Esox lucius (northern pike)
Lineage: Eukaryota; Metazoa; Chordata; Actinopteri; Esociformes; Esocidae
Gene: cnnm2b
Product: cyclin and CBS domain divalent metal cation transport mediator 2b
Exons: 8
Coding region: 187-2715 (842 amino acids)
Biological process (GO): magnesium ion homeostasis; transport
Cellular component (GO): plasma membrane
Molecular function (GO): magnesium ion transmembrane transporter activity
Source: RefSeq, a predicted model, not a curated record
GCAGAGGCACGAGUUCGCUCAUAGCCUGCGCUCAGGAGUAAUCAGUUUCGGACGCGUAGUGGAACCAAGCUCUUGGGUCCCCGAUGCUGCACAUGUCACGGCGACCCUCGGCGGAGAUGAAGGCGGACUCCGAUUGGCUCUGAUUUUUAAAAGCCCUUUUCAUUCAGGAGGUUGCCCAUUAUCAACAUGGCAGAACCGUCGGCCCCAGUACCCACUGCAAAAAUGGCGUCACUUAGCCGGGUUCGAGCUCUGACGAUGAUUUUCUUAACUGUCAGCGGUUGUUUGGUCACCCCGACAAGUGGUAAAGAAGGAGGGGUAGACUCGGACACGGUUAUCAUCGGGCUCCGGUUGGAAGACACGGACGACAUUUCAUUUAUGGAUAGGGGUUACCUGCGGGUGAGUGAACGGUCCCGUGUGAAAUUGAGGGUCUACGGGCAAAACAUAAACAACGAGACCUGGUCCAAAAUUGCAUUCACUGAACACGAGCGGAUCCGACCAGUCGGGGACACUGACAGCUCGUUGGUGGACAGCGGAAGCCAGGAGGAUACGUCCGCGCAUCCCUGCGGUAUAAGGACCUCGGAUAUAAUCAUUUUGCCCAACAUAAUUUUAAGUCGCAGAACGUCUGGAGUAGUUGAAAUUGAGGUCAAACCCCUACGAAAAACGGAGAGGAGUAAAUCGUAUUACCUGUGCAUCGCCACCUCGACACCCGCACACCACGCCGCUGGCCUGCACGACCCUUGGACUGAGAACACCUGGAUUUACCACGAUGGAGAUGACACUAAAGUGAUAGUGGUAGAGGAGAAGAAGUUCCUACUACCGUUCUGGCUCCAAGUCAUCUUCAUCUCCAUGUUGCUCUGUCUCUCGGGCAUGUUUAGCGGUUUGAAUUUGGGACUGAUGGCACUGGACCCAAUGGAGCUACAAAUAGUUCAGAAUUGUGGCACCGAGAAGGAAAAGAAUUAUGCCAAAAAGAUAGAGCCUGUUAGGAGUCAAGGGAAUUACCUGCUUUGCUCACUUCUCCUAGGCAACGUGCUCGUGAAUACAACUCUCACUAUCUUAUUGGAUGAUAUUGCAGGUUCUGGUCUUAUUGCAGUGGUGAUGUCAACUAUUGGAAUUGUCAUAUUUGGAGAGAUUGUCCCUCAAGCUAUAUGCUCAAGGCAUGGCCUUGCCGUCGGUGCCAACACCAUUUUCCUCACCAAGUUUUUCAUGCUGCUCACCUUUCCGGCGUCAUACCCAGUGAGCAAACUAUUAGAUUACCUUUUGGGCCAGGAGAUAGGCACCGUGUACAACCGCGAGAAGCUCUUGGAGAUGCUCCGAGUAACGGAUCCGUACAAUGAUCUGGUCAAAGAGGAGCUGAACAUCAUUCAGGGUGCCCUGGAGCUCAGGACUAAGACCGUAGAGGACGUGAUGACCCCGCUAAGAGAUUGUUUUAUGAUUCCAGGUGAUGCCAUCCUCGACUUCAACACCAUGUCCGAAAUUAUGGAGAGUGGCUACACGCGCAUCCCGGUGUUCGAGGGCGAGAGGUCCAACAUUGUGGAUCUAUUGUUCGUUAAGGACCUGGCGUUUGUUGAUCCAGAUGACAGCACACCGUUGAAAACCAUCACUAAGUUUUACAGCCAUCCUCUGCAUUUUGUGUUCAAUGACACCAAGUUGGAUGCCAUGCUGGAAGAGUUCAAGAAAGGUAAAUCCCACUUGGCCAUAGUUCAGAGGGUAAACAACGAGGGCGAGGGUGACCCCUUCUAUGAGGUCCUGGGGAUCGUCACUCUGGAGGACGUCAUCGAGGAGAUCAUCAAAUCCGAGAUCCUGGAUGAGACAGACUUGUACACUGACAACAAAACAAAAAAGAAAAUCACCCAUCGUGAGCGGAAGCAGGAUUUCUCGGCCUUCAAGCCCAACGACAGUGAAAUGAAAGUUAAAAUAUCACCUCAGCUUCUGCUGGCAACCCUGCGUUUCCUAGCAACAGAGGUGGAGUCGUUUGGGCCGGUGCAGAUGUCAGAGAAGAUUCUACUGCGUCUUCUCAAACACCCCAACGUCAUCCAGGAGCUGAAGUACGACGAGAAGAAUAAACGAGCCCCAGAGCACUACCUCUUCCACAGGAACAAGCCUGUGGACUACUUCAUACUCAUCCUACAGGGGAAGGUGGAGGUGGAGGCGGGAAAGGAAGGGAUGAAGUUCCAAGCCGGAGCGUUCUCCUCCUAUGGGAUGAUGGCCCUCACAGCCUCGCCAGUCCCCCUAUCCCUGUCUCGCACCUUCGUCGUGAGUAGGGCUGAGUCACAGGCAGGAUCUCCAGAGAACAAGUCUCCCCCGCGGCCGUUUGGUCUCAACCACUCCGAUUCGCUGAACCGGAGUGACCGCAUCGACGCCAUCACGCCGACACUGGGCAGCAGCAACAACCAGCUCAACGCCUUCUUACAGAUCUACAUGCCGGACUAUUCCGUCAGGGCAGUGUCUGACCUGCAGUACAUAAAGGUGACGCGUCAGCAAUACCAGAAUGCUCUGAUGGCGUCGCGCAUGGAUAAGACGCCCCAGUCGAUGGACAGCGAGUUCACCAAGAUUGAAUUGACUCUGACCACUGAGCUCCAGGAUGGUGGAGGCACGCUGGAGACGACGCCAAUGGCCCACCAAGAGACGGCCAACCUGCUCCACCUCAACACUCAGCCCCAGAACUGUCUGGCCCACAGGGUCAACCACACUGCCCACAAUGAGGGGGCCAUCUAGCCCCCCAGUGGGGUGGUGGGGACGGGGAGAGUAGAUGGAGCAGGGAUGCUCCCCCUUCCCCCAGAGAGGGAGAGGGGAGGAGAGGAGUGAUGGUGGUAGUACCCUCUGGGCCAGGGCCUAGGCCUAAACCUCCUACACCCAAGGACCUCCAACCCCCACCCACCAACGCCUUGUAGCUGGUAGACACCAGAGGGAUCCGCGGGUAGAGGGGCUUUCGGAGCUCCAACCUGAACCUCUGCUCUGUAUCCACGACCGUCCCUGGACUGGCAGCUUCAACAGCCUGGUGCAGACCACCCUUUGGGGUAGUGGGGAAGGAGGCUAAAGGAGUAGCCCUCCGGAACCUCCUUUACAUCGCUCAACCCUGGAGGACCACGCUAGGGUGUGUUCGGACCAACUUUCGGAGAAUCCAUCCACUUCCAUUACCCGGUAACCUGGAAUUCCGUAACUUGGACAGAUGGACGGCCGUGUGCAUGUCAUCCAGCCCCGCUCGUCAGGCCAAAGACUUUGGUCCCCCUCGUUCCCCUGAACACACACACACACGUACACAAAGUGCAUACACACACACACGACUUCCUGUCUGUUCUUGUUCAGGGAUGGACUAUAGGACCACUGCACCACUACAACGAAGGACAAGAUGGUUAGUCAAAGACUGUAGCAAAUACCGCUUUUAAGGACAACCAUGGAACCAUGAACCAAGAAUGUUUUCGUGUAUUUAUUUAUUUUAUAUAUAUAUAUAUGUAUAUAUGUAUGUGUGGAGACAGAUAUGACAUAUACUAGUGCACAAACAUGCAUGGGCAUAUACACAGGAUGUGUGUGUGUAUAUGUGAUAUCAAAACACAUGAUGCAUAUAAAUAGUUACACAUUCAUUCAUCUAUAUGAACAGGUGAGGGUCUUUUACAGAUAUGUAUAUUACAGAUCUUGUUAUUUUUUACUAUUCUCCUAAUUCAGGCCUAUGGUACAGUAUCUUUUUCACCUUUUUAAAAUCACACUAUUGCCUUUAAAAAAAAUCAUAUUAAUUAUUUUAACAAAGUGCAAUGAGAAAAAAAUGUUUAUUUAAGAUGAUUAUGAUAUAUAAAUCACUGUAUUGUAAAUUGAGACGGAUAUAUUUGUAUGUAUGUACUGUAUGUGCGUAUGUUUGGUUUAACGAUGCUGAGUUGCAGGCGUCCAUAAGCAAAACUGUCCCGAAGCCAGUUUCUUUUCUGUUAUUGCCGAUUUUCGAUCACAAGCCCUUUGACCUCAAAAUAUAUACUUUUAUGCUGUUAUGGGGGUUAUCCAGACUUAAGUUAACAGACUUAAAUGAGAAUAAAAUAUACAAUCCAGACUUAAGUCUUAACGACUGUAGUUUAAAGUGAGACCGGGAUGUAUUGACAUUGAAAAGUGUUAACUUGGCACUUAUAAAUGCAUGUGGAAAUGUGUCUUUAUUGUUUUCCAAUUUGAUUAUGAAUAAUCCAACUUGAUAAUUGCACAGUAUUAACGACCUCAUCUAACAUGUUGAGCAUCAUGAACUUCACAAAUACAACCUCGACAUUAAACUAUUGCCCAUGAGUGA